Molecule: messenger RNA, 285 nt
Organism: Linum trigynum
Lineage: Eukaryota; Viridiplantae; Streptophyta; Magnoliopsida; Malpighiales; Linaceae
Source: the annotation of a GenBank genome assembly
AUGUUCUCAGCCAAGCUCUUGCCCAUCUCUUCGAUGGAUGCCUUGAUAUGGUCACCCAUGGCUUCAAUUGCACCGAUUGAGCCCUUUGAGGCCUCAACUGCCCUCUCCGUAACUUCCGUCAGGCUUUCCAAUAAUGGCGCGAUUGCGUCAUACUUGUUUGUUGUGACAUCCUUGACUGUCACGAUCUCCUUGUUCUGGUGCGGCGGUUGCGGUUUGUCAGUCGGUUCGUCAUCAUGCGUAUCUAAUCACUCUUUCAGGAAAAUCGGCACACCAGCCAGGCUCUGA